AUGGAAGAAGAAGAUUCAAACCCUUUGUACUCUGUUCCAGACAGAAAACCUGUUUUUCGUUGGGACCGACAUCUGCAAUCAGCCCUCCAUAGGGGAGAGAUUGAUUAUCUAUUCAAGAACUGGGACAACCAUGCCGGAUUGAAGAAAGAGCAUAUCUCACUCAAGCGAGACACAGAAGAUGUUAUAUUUCUACAUUCAGACCAGUAUAUACAUUGGGCCUUCCUUCAUGUAAGCAAUACAUCCACCAGUGCUAUGAAGGGGGGUACUGGGGGGAGAAGACAAACAAGCCAUGGAUAA
Molecule: messenger RNA, 297 nt
Organism: Danaus chrysippus (African queen)
Lineage: Eukaryota; Metazoa; Arthropoda; Insecta; Lepidoptera; Nymphalidae
Source: the annotation of a GenBank genome assembly